Molecule: messenger RNA, 537 nt
Organism: Blepharisma stoltei
Lineage: Eukaryota; Ciliophora; Heterotrichea; Heterotrichida; Blepharismidae
Source: the annotation of a GenBank genome assembly
AUGCUGGAAAUGGAAACCUGCAGAAUAUGCUUAGAAAGUGAGUUGCCUUGCAAAAUGAUAUCACCAUGUAAUUGCAAAGGAACACAAAGGUAUGUGCAUCAGAAAUGCCUUCAGCUUUGGGAUUUAAAUCAUCAGAACAGCAUUAAGAAGUGUGAAAUUUGUAAAUGCGAGUACAAAAAGUCCCACCGUUUUCUAGGUGUUUUGAAGUUCUUAAGCAACCUUUUAUUUAGCAAAGAAACCCUAAAAAUUGCAGGAGUUGUGAUUUAUUGCAUGAUGGUUUGAAUUUCUAUUAGCAGAAAAAAGCAAGAGGUUGAGCAUCUAAAAAGACAAAUUUUUAAUGUUCCUAAAAUCAAUGCCAACAGUUUUGUGUUAGGGAAAGUUCAUAUGCGUCUUUGAUGGCAUUUCUUAAUACUAUGGGGAGAAUAUUGCAAAAUCUUUUGGCUGAUUUACUACACGCUGACUCGGCCUUUCAAGUCAAUUAUAAGGAAAAGCUUUGCUCUUGAGUUUACUUCUAGAGAGCUUUAUGAGUUUAAAUAA